Drosophila innubila is the source of this 1716-nucleotide messenger RNA. It is a transcript of the gene Cndp2, whose product is annotated as cytosolic non-specific dipeptidase. The record is from RefSeq and is a predicted model, not a curated record. Gene Ontology annotation, molecular function: metallodipeptidase activity. The transcript has 6 exons. NCBI's taxonomy places the organism in Eukaryota, Metazoa, Arthropoda, Insecta, Diptera, Drosophilidae. Bases 121 to 1557 code for a protein of 478 amino acids. Gene Ontology annotation, biological process: proteolysis.
GUUCUUUUCUCAUUCGCACUUUAAAAGCCGGAUCGCAAAGACGUCUGGAAUUGUUUAAGAAACAGGAAUAUAGUUCUACGUGAUAUUUGUCGAUUUUGUUACCAUAAAAAGUUUUUAAAAAUGGCAGAGCUACCAAGUGAAAUUAAGCAAUUAUUUGACUUUGUUGAAGGAAAGAAGGCUGAUUAUAUUGAGACUCUGAAGACUGCAGUCGCCAUACAAUCGGUAUCCGCAUGGCCGGAGAAACGAGGGGAGAUCGAUCACAUGGUCAAUUGGACAGCCGAUAAAUUGAAGGCAUUGGGAACUGAAAUCGAGUUAGUUGAUCUCGGCAAACAGACAUUGCCCUCGGGUCAGGAGUUGCCACUGCCGAAGGCUCUAUUGGGAACACUCGGCAAGGACCCGACUAAGAAGACCGUUCUGGUGUACGGUCACUUGGAUGUGCAGCCUGCCUUGAAGGAGGACGGCUGGAAUACCGAUCCCUUUGUGCUCACCGAGAUCGAUGGGAAACUCUUUGGACGCGGUUCGAGCGAUGACAAGGGUCCAGUUCUCUGCUGGAUUCAUGCCAUCGAAGCCUACAACAAGUUGAAUAUUCCACUGCCUCUGAAUAUUAAGUUCGUAUUCGAGGGCAUGGAGGAGAGCGGCAGUGAGGGAUUGGAUGAACUGUUGAUGGCACGCAAGGAUUCAUUCCUCGCCGAUGUGGACUUUGUCUGCAUCUCCGACAACUACUGGCUGGGCAAGAAGCGUCCCUGUCUGACCUAUGGCCUGCGUGGUCUGGCCUAUUUCCAGGUGGAAGUCGAGUGCGCCAGCAAGGAUCUCCACAGUGGCGUCUUUGGAGGCACUGUGCACGAGGCAAUGCCCGAUCUCUGCUACCUGUUGAGCACUCUGGUCGACAAGGACACCAAGAUCCUCAUUCCAGGCAUCGAUCGUGAUGUGGCUCCCCAAUUGAAGAACGAAGAAGAAAUCUACAAGAAUAUCGACUUUGAAGUGGCUGAAUACAAGAAAGACGUGGGCACCGAACACCUGCCCCACAAUGGCGACAAGAUGCGAUUGCUGCAGGCCAGAUGGCGUUAUCCCAGUCUGUCCAUUCAUGGCAUCGAAGGUGCUUUCUAUGAGCCAGGAGCCAAGACUGUCAUACCCAAAAAGGUCAUUGGCAAGUUCUCGAUUCGUCUGGUGCCGGAUCAGGAUCCCAAGCACAUUGAAGAAUGCGUUGUCAAAUAUAUCAAUGAUAAGUGGACCGAGCGUGGAUCUCCCAACAAGAUGAAGGUUCAAUUGUUGUCAGCUGGCAAGCCCUGGACCGAGGAUCCCAAUCAUCCCCACUACGAGGCCGCCAAGCGGGCAGUGAAACAUGUCUUCAAUGUUGAACCCGACAUGACACGCGAGGGAGGAUCCAUUCCCGUUACUCUGACUCUGCAGGAGGCCACGGGCAAGAAUGUGAUCCUGGUUCCCGUGGGUGCCUGCGACGAUGGUGCUCACUCGCAGAACGAGAAGAUUGACAUCUAUAACUACAUCGAAGGAACCAAAUUGCUGGGUGCCUAUCUGCACGAAGUGGGCAAGUUGUAAAAUGGAUUUCACUGGAUAUAAUCCCAAUUAAAACAUCACGAUGGAACAUCACAAACUAUACAUAAAAUAUUCUAAUCCAUAUAUAAAAUAUUACAACAACGUUCAACUUUUGUAUACGUUUUGUAUUCAACAUGCGAAUAAAUAUUAACAAUUGCAAUC